Molecule: messenger RNA, 450 nt
Organism: Schistocerca nitens (vagrant locust)
Lineage: Eukaryota; Metazoa; Arthropoda; Insecta; Orthoptera; Acrididae
Exons: 1
Coding region: 1-450 (149 amino acids)
Source: RefSeq, a predicted model, not a curated record
AUGUUUACUGAAAACAGAAUCUCUGAAAGUUUCCUACUACUUUGUCAGAGAGAAGCAUUUGGCCUUCAGAAGCAUUUGAUGCGGCCAUACAGUGGAACACAUUCAACACUAGAAAAGAGGAUAUUCAAUUAUCGUUUGUGUAGAGCUCGGCGUCAUGUCGAGUGUGCUUUUGGAAUAUUGAGCAACACAUGGCGUGUCUUCCACAGGCCUAUAAAUGAAUAUCCUGAUUUUGCAGUUGACAUUAUCAAAAUGUACGUUGUUCUUCACAAUUUUGUUUGUGAUCAGGAUGAGUGUUUGCCAGAAGAUACUAUAACAAUCACUGGACUGGAAAAUUUAACUGGAGAGCCCACAGUACAAGAUGAGCUUCAAGCUAACAAUGUUCAAAAUAUAUUAAUAAAAUAUCUUGUGUCAACUAUUGGGACUGUUCCCUGGCAAAUGGGUAAGAUAUGA